Molecule: messenger RNA, 843 nt
Organism: Peronospora matthiolae
Lineage: Eukaryota; Oomycota; Peronosporomycetes; Peronosporales; Peronosporaceae
Source: the annotation of a GenBank genome assembly
AUGAUGUCCCCCAUGGAUGCCGCGGGUGAAGAGCGACUGCGACAAGUGCGCGCGCAUAUCCACAAAGCGUUCGGACCGGACGGACGCGGCCGCCGCACGAAACGGACGCUCGAGAUGCCUGCCGAGCCGCCGAUGCCCGCCAAGACGCCGCGCACGAAGCUCCGCCAGCGCAUCCAACAGGCAUCGCAGCUGAGCGCGGAUCAGAUCUUCUCGCAGCACUUUGGCGGUCGAGACGAGCUCUUGACCAGUGACUUUGACCUCUCGCGUCCAGCGGGACAUCCCAUCCCACGGGGGUCAAGACGAGUGUUAGGCUCGACAAUGCACCCAUCGGCAAAAGCAGCAACAACAAGAUCCGAAGUAGCAGGAGUGAGAAAAGUAGCGGUACCAAGAGCACCGGCCAGCUACGUUUCCUACCGCUCGUCGGUGUCAGCUCCAGCUGUUUCGAGCUCGCUCUUUCCGAAAGCUGCCCUGUCUCGUGCAGCUGGGAGCCACUUGACACGCCCGAGUGGCAUUCGAACGCCUCGCAAGGCAGUGGUGAAGCGAGGACGAAGUGGAGAGAGCAGUGCCGAGAAGGCGCUCGUGCUGAGAAAGCCGCGACUCGCUGGUGCGAGUCUUCGAGACGUUGCGUACAAAAAAAGGGCGGCGACAAACGUGCAGGUUGGUGCUCAGACAAUGGCGUCCGAGACUCGAAAGUCUCUUGCUUCUACAGCCACUACUGGUGGCAGCUUUAAGCCGCAGGCCACUUUGGCGACGAGAUUGGUCGGUAGCACGUCACCGAGCAAGUUCCAGUUUGCGUCGAGCGCGACGCGGUUGUUUACCCAGCGACAGGCACCGCUGCGGUAA